Gregarina niphandrodes is the source of this 855-nucleotide messenger RNA. RefSeq lists its product as hypothetical. NCBI's taxonomy places the organism in Eukaryota, Apicomplexa, Conoidasida, Eugregarinorida, Gregarinidae. The coding region runs from base 1 to 855 and encodes 284 amino acids. The record is from RefSeq and is a predicted model, not a curated record. The transcript is spliced from 2 exons.
AUGGAUUUGGCACUGUUGUUGACGUUGCACAUUGUGCCGUCUUUACAUGAGGAUCGUUCAGUAGAUAGGUUAGUGCAGAAAGAGAUGUCUAGUGUAGUGGGUAUGCAACGUCAACGGUUGGAGGUAUUGGAGGAGCAGUUGGCGUGUUCAGUGGACGUGAAUGGGCGUUUUCUGGAGGCGUUGGCAGUGCUUGAUUGGUUACGGCGGCCUGCGGACUUAGCGCCGAUGGUAGGAGCGUUAUUGCGUGCAGCGCUGGGCCGUUCGGAUACAGUACAACGCGAGGCCGUGGGCGUCGUUCGACGACUGUUGAUGCGGAGACGGACACCGUCAGACGGCAUCGUGGGUGUUAAAAAUACACUCGAGGGUUUCAUCGAAGAACACGCACACGAAAUCAUCGCACGCUGUCCCUUCACAAUGCAACGAGUCGCCGAUACACUCUCCCGCAUCCUCUCUGGUGGCGCUCCCGAAGAAUCACGCCCGCACAUCAUUCUCGCAGUCAUACCGCCUGUCACCAGUGAAGAUAAAGCCGUCCUCAUCGGCUACCUUCCUUGCGCCUCCAAGACCAGACCCAACCGACUUGGCAUCGGCCUCCAGCACAUACUCCGAGACAGACUCGGAUGUGAUGCCGUCUCUCACAACGGAUUCGCGUCAUACAUUGUGCGCGUGCGAGGGGAGUCGGGACGGAAGGCCUUCCAGCUCCUGUUCCCACGAAAACGAUCGAGACGAAGCAGCCAACAAGGGCGACGGGGUAAGCGACCGAAGCAGCGUGAGAACUCGGACCCCCAGGCCGACGGCAACAGCAGCCAGGGGGAGGUGGGAAAGCAAGCUGACGAGAUUAGGGACGCUGUUUUCUAA